GUCGAGAGAUGCGAAAGCGAGUCGUAUUCGUGACGUAAAUAAAAAAAAGAAAAGUAAACUUACUUGCAGCCAUCAAACUGCAUAUUAGCCCACACCAUAGACAAUGAAACUAACUGCAUUUCAGGGUAAUCAUCCCAGUUAUUCAACAAGAACUUUUUCCUGGCAUCCCAAUGGUUUGUGGGCUCAUUGAUCAGCCGAAAUUGCUCGACAUACGCAGAAACGUCUUCAGAUCCACCCGCCAUGUUGUUGCUUCUCAGUGCAGUCGGUCCGCAGUAAAGGCGCAGUAUAUAGUACAGCCAAGGCGCAAGGCAUGCGGGCGCGUCGUCGGAUCGGAGUUCGUUAGGAUCCCAGAUCAGGUGAUAAAUCACGUGACUUCUCCAGCUAACAAAUUGCACACAGCAUGCAAGUACAGAUACAAGUUCUUCUUCUUCUGAAGUUCUGGAAACAGUACAGUCCACCGUACAGUUCCACUGCACCGAUGUAGAUGAAGCUGAAGACUAGUCACAAGCUCAUUCAGCUCAUUUCUUUUCUGAAACUGGCAAUAGAUAAUUGAAAAUUUCACAAGCUUGUGAGAUGGCGACUUCAUCAUCGGUGAUACAGGGUUCAAAAGAGCUCCUUCAAGGAAAGGUUGCCAUAGUAACAGGAGCCUCCAAUGGUAUUGGUGUCGGCAUUGCUUUGGAGCUAGCCAAAGCUGGAGUAUCAGUGUGCCUGGCAGCCAGACGAGAAGAAAAAUUACAAAGUGUGAAAAAUCAGAUUGAAGAAGUUGGAGGGAAAUCCAUGUAUGUGAAAACUGAUGUCACAGUAAGACAACAGGUUAAAGAUUUAGUCAAGAAGACAGAAGAAGAAUUUGGUGCUGUAGAUAUCCUGGUCAACAAUGCUGGAGUAGGAUAUAUCACAUACAUGAAGAAUCUACACGAAGAUGCAUGGGAUAAAAUGGUUGAUAUUAACUGCAAAGGAGUAUUGAAUGGGAUAGGAGCAGUUCUUCCAGGAAUGAUUGAAAGACAGAGUGGACAUAUUGUUAAUAUAUCAUCUAAUGCAGGCAGAGUGGCGUUCCCAUUACUAGCAGUAUACACAGGAAGUAAAUUCUUUGUUGAGGGUGUGUCAAGGUCAUUACGUAUGGAGGUCAAAGAUCAGGGCAUCAAGGUCACAUGCAUCCAGGCGGGAGAUGUGAUAUCAGACUUUGGAGGUGUGUUCUUUGAUAAAGAGGCACUGGAGGCAUAUGGUGUUUUAGAUGAGAAGAAAUGCAUGAAGCCAGAAGAUAUAGGUAGAGCCAUAGUCUAUGCAGUCAGUCAACCACAAUGUGUAGGUGUAAAUGAAAUCUUGAUAGAACCAACUCAGUUACCUUAUGUAUAGGUUAUUCUAUAUUACAUUUUGAAGUCCACUUCACUGCCAAACUUGAUCAAAGCUAAAAUUUUAUAGUGAAUGAAGUUGGUAAGAAAUAGAAGCCUCGACCUAAGUAAUAUAUGACAGACAAUGGAAUUACACUUAUGUAUCAUGCCUUAACUCUUUAAAAUGUAAUGGAGCAGGUUUAAUAUCUAAUUGUACAUGAUAUUCCACAGGCUUAAUGUUAUUGGGGAUAUGCCCCUACAUGUAUUCCACUCGGGUGAUUGCUUUGUGAGUGCAAACAUACCAACCCAAUGGUCCAAUCAGUAUGGUUGAGUAUAGUAUGACUAACUUUGUUAUAGAAAAUCCCUGGUGUGGUGUGUGAUCCACAAUGUCCAUCCAAAAGUCUCUACCUCUACUAUUAUUGUAAAACAUUAAAAUCAUGGGGAUCUUGUAGGGGAGUACUCCCUAUACUUUUAUCAGUAUUUUGAUAAUUUCCUCUUUGUUAAGGGGAAGUGUUGUAGUCAAGCCCAGCACUGUUUGAACAUUAGAAGAACUUCCUUUAGUUUCAGCUGUAACCAUGAAUAUUAUUAGCUCAGUACAUGAUUUUGAAAUUAUUGAUUUUAUCCAAUUCUCUUCGAAAGUUAACAAUUGUUAAUUUUUUGCAAAAUACAGUUUGGUAUAAGCUCUAUAGGGUGAAUGGGAAAGUAAUCAUUCAAUAUUGUUACGAGACAUGUAUGUGCAAUAAAUUUUUAUGAAUUAUGAACAUUUGGGAACUGAAAUCGCAUUUCAAUCCUAAUGUUCAUAAUGAUAAUAUGCUGCAUGUGUGUUGCACAUACCGGUACCCCCAUUAACAUGUAACGUCUGUAUGCACUUCCAAAGUAGUUGAGCUAGCCUUUACAUGCAUUUCAAAGAAUUGCCUGCCUAAUGGAUGAAGAAGGAUGGCAGAACCAGGCUUGAAAUUUUAUCAGGUAAUUAAUAAGCAUUUUAGGAGUCCUAUAAAAUGCAGUAGAACAUAUACGCUAUGGAAUAGUUUCUGCGCUCUAUAAGUUUAUAUAUUAUUGUUAUUAUUAAUAUAAUCAAACACUAGACUGAAGUGGAAAAUUUUUGAUAUAUUUAAACAUGUACUAAUUGUACGAUAUAUUAUUAUUCCAUUGGCAUUCCAUUCUCACAUUUUCAUUUUAGCUUAACCCUAAUUCUCCUGGGAGGGGCCAUAAUGGCCCCCCCCUCGACAAUUUUCGCGAUAUAUCUGCUGCGCAAAUUUUUUUGACCUCGCCGCUCACUGACUUUUUACUUACAAGUCUCGCACAAAUUUUGAGACCAAAUUUGUGACGCCCGGGUACGCGGUUACGACAUUACGCAACAUUAUGUAAGUGCAUGUCAGACCCCAAAUUGCUCAUAAACGUGAUUUCAUGUACAAAUCCAAUGCAGAUUGUGUAUUAGCCAAAAUUCAUAAAUGUAUCAUUAUUUCUACUUUUACUGAUUAAACUUAAUUAAUUUUGCCUUGUUUAUGAUCAGAAUUAAGUCUGGAACGAUUUCCAUCGAAAAAACAAUAAAAAAGCAAAAAGUAAAAAAACAAAGAAAUACAUAAGAAAUUAAAAAAACAAUAAAAUACAUAAGAAAUCGGUCUUGGUACAAGAACUUUUUUCAUUCACAAUUGUUAGGAAUGCUGUAAAGAAUAUUUUCACCAAAAAAUAGCAUUCUAGGAGCUUUAUUUAGUGAAUCAGAGCAAAGCCAAAAAGUAUGAUUUCAUGAAUAAAUUAGCAUAAUUAAUUCAUAUAAAAUAAAAAUAUAUGAAUUCAGUGAAAUUUACCAAUGCAACUGAGUAGAUUACGUCAUUCUCUACCAUCAUGCAAAUUUUUGUUGUGAUCGCGCAAUCCGCGGCUGAGAUAAUGGCCCCCCCCCCCCCCCCCCCCCCCGGAAUGACAAGAAUAAAAAUACCUGGGAGAUUUAGGGUUAAAGCUUCAAUAUGGUACAAAAGAGUGAUUAAUAAGAUCACAGUUUCGGUAUUCAGUGCAAAGUGCAUUUCUAAUACAUGUAAACUUGCAUAAUUUUACCUUUUUUAUUUUGUCAAAUUGUCAAAGUCAAAGCGAUAUUUUUAGACCAGACUAUGCAAAAUUUGGGUUCUACCAUUUCUUAGUCAAAGUUCUCGAGUCAAACUGAUCUUUGGUCAUUAUAUUUAUCAUGGAGGUUCUUUCUACCUCCAUGCAUUUAUGUAUUACCUGUACUGUAGUAUACCUUUUUAUUGUAUGAUUAGCCUUUUUAGCAGGGUUUCUUCAUUGGUAUUAUAUCAUUUCAACUUAUGCAUAUUAUCAUAGUUAUUCAUGCUGCAAAUACUUGUUUUCAAAUCCUGUGUUGUAACAUUUUGUUUGGAACAUGGACAGAUUUUAUAGUCUUUGGUAAGUAGUACUGUAGUAUACCUUUUUAUUGUAUGAUUAGCCUUUUUAGCAGGGUUUCUUCAUUGGUAUUAUAUCAUUUCAACUUAUGCAUAUUAUCAUAGUUAUUCAUGCUGCAAAUACUUGUUUUCAAAUCCUGUGUUGUAACAUUUUGUUUGGAACAUGGACAGAUUUUAUAGUCUUUGGUAAGUAAUGAUACUUUUUUUUUCUUUCUAUUUUUAAUAGCAAAAUAUACAAUGUGAAGAACAGGGUUCAAGGCUCAUUUAAUGUAUAAAAACAGACAAGGUAUUGCAUUAUGAAAAUAAACACAAAUACAUUAUAAAAGAGACAAGGUAUUAUUAUUAUUUGUUAUCUUUUCAUUCAGAGGUAUCUCAAAUAUUUCCUAGCAUAGCAGGGUAGUUCUUGAUCCCAUUCAUCAUUUUGCAUUGCAGUAUUUCAGCCCUCAUUACGUAGGGAAGCUUAGUUGGUUGAUCAAUGUUAUUAUCAUAAUCAGCAAUAUUAUGUGAACUAUUACUUUCAACAUUUCAAUUUAUAGAAAUAUAUACAGAGCAAGACAAAAAGGUAACAGUCCAAGACAGAUUUGGAACAUAGAGUAUAUUGACCAUGUAUGUCCAGACUGCCGGGGGGGGGGGGGGGUCAGUUGCAAUACUUGAUUAGAUUUGCAUGAUCUUUUUAUGAAUGUACAUACAUUUUCGUUUUAAUAAGUCAACAUCAAAUGUGCCUUUAUUUUUUAUUUUAUUCCUCAUAAAAUUAUUGUGAUUUGUGAUGUGAUUGUCUUCCUCAAAUGUAUUGUCUUUAUUAGUUUCAAAUAUCUAAUAAAGUUAUAUUGGAUUGUAGAA
This is a messenger RNA of Lytechinus pictus (painted urchin), 4558 nucleotides long. RefSeq lists its product as uncharacterized. The transcript has 6 exons. Gene Ontology annotation, molecular function: oxidoreductase activity. Gene Ontology annotation, cellular component: endoplasmic reticulum. The record is from RefSeq and is a predicted model, not a curated record. Gene Ontology annotation, biological process: fatty acid elongation. The coding region runs from base 574 to 1353 and encodes 259 amino acids. NCBI's taxonomy places the organism in Eukaryota, Metazoa, Echinodermata, Echinoidea, Temnopleuroida, Toxopneustidae.